Messenger RNA from Toxorhynchites rutilus septentrionalis, 1358 nucleotides. It is a transcript of the gene eIF2Balpha, whose product is annotated as translation initiation factor eIF-2B subunit alpha. NCBI's taxonomy places the organism in Eukaryota, Metazoa, Arthropoda, Insecta, Diptera, Culicidae. Gene Ontology annotation, biological process: translational initiation. Gene Ontology annotation, molecular function: guanyl-nucleotide exchange factor activity; translation initiation factor activity. Gene Ontology annotation, cellular component: eukaryotic translation initiation factor 2B complex. Bases 403 to 1329 code for a protein of 308 amino acids. The transcript is spliced from 5 exons. The record is from RefSeq and is a predicted model, not a curated record.
CAAUCGAUGUCAGCGAUGCAUGCGGUUCAUUUUUCCACGUGCGAGGUGUUUCUCGGUAAAUUUUCAUAGAAAGUUUGUGAUUUCUACAGUCUCGAUCACUUAGUUUUAUCAAACAGAAUGUGAUUUUUUUGUAACCAGUGUUUCUUCAAAUUUUGUGUUUUACUUGUGGCCAUUAGGCGUUUUUCUGUCUACACAUGUGUCGUUAGAUAGUGCAGAUAAACAUUUUUUUUGUGAAGCGAGAGUUCGUGGCUUGUGUUUGAAGUAUUAUUGUUUAAUUGUGCAUUUAGCUCGGUUCCCUUUUGGACAGUUACGUGGGAGAAGUGGUGUUACGUACCAUCAUAGUUGUGCAUAGUUUUUAUCGGGCAUUCAAGUGAGAUUUUCGUAGCAAAAAUUGGUCGUCCGAUGACAGCAGCAAAGAUUUCGUCAACGUUGAUGGAAGAUGUGGAAAAAUACUUUCUCGAUAUCCUCGAGAAGGACGACAGUCUGUCGUCGGGCAUUGCAGCAAUCAAAACACUGUUGAUGGUGCUGGAAAAAACUAAAUUUGAUACCGUCCAAGAGCUGCACUCCACAAUCCAAGCUGCGGUGCAGACGAUGCGGAACACAGAAAAAUCGAUAACGUCGGUCGUGUCCGGGAGUGAAUUAUUCUCGCGAUUCAUCACGCUGGCCAAAUUCGAUGACAAAACGAUGGACGAGGUGCGGCUGAUUAUGCUCGCCCGGGGAAAGAUCUUUCUGGACAAACUGCUGGAGGGUAGAAAUGUGGUGGCGAAACAGGCGACCAAUUUCAUCAGGGACGGGUGUCGCAUUUUGACCCACGCAAGAUCCCGAACUGUGCGGGACACGCUAAUUUUGGCUGCUAAGAUGAACAAACGAUUUCAGGUGUAUUGCACCCAAAGUUAUCCCGAUAAACAGGGAGAACAUAUGCAGAGAGAACUGGAGGCCGAAGGUAUCGAGUGCACCAUCAUUUUGGAUUCCACGGUCGGUUAUGUCAUGGAAACCGUCGAUCUGGUGUUCGUGGGGGCGGAGGGGGUUGUAGAGAGCGGUGGAAUCAUCAAUCGUGUUGGAACUUUCACGAUGGCAAUGUGCGCCCGGGAAAUGAAGAAGCCGUUCUACGUGCUGGUAGAAAGCUUCAAGUUUAGCCGAUUGUAUCCACUGAAUCAGCGAGAUUUACCCAAUGAUUACAAGUAUCCCAAGAGCAGUAUGAGCGACACCUCCAAGGCGCACCCUCUGGUCGAUUACACGCCACCAGUUUAUAUAACGCUGCUUUUCACCGACUUGGGAAUUUUGACACCGUCAGCUGUCAGUGAUGAACUGAUUAAACUUUAUCUAUAAGCAAUAAACCAUCUUUUUUUCUUUGUUAA